AUGGCACCUCUUCGAACUGCUCUCCUCGCCUUGAUGGCAACAUCCGCUACUGUUUACGCCGAACACCUCAAGGUCGUCUGGUCAUCCGGGGGCUUCUCAACCAUCUCCGGCCCAUCUGGCGGCAACACAAACGGUCACUACAGUGGCUUCGCAAUUAUCAACGAUGCCGGUGAAGCUAUCUACGACCAGGGCUUCCCUGAUGACCACUCGCCCUGCUACAACACUGGUGACGGCCGUGAAUUCACCAUCGAGGGUGACUGCUGGAGCUCUCCCCGAAAGUUCAAGUGCAAGGCGGACUUUGGAGGCCACCCGGAUACAUGUGAGGUCAAGGAUGGCGAUGGAAACAGCCUUGGAAAGGGUGAUGGCCAGACCGAUACGACCUUCAUUGGUAUCUCCAUUGGCCAAGACGCCAGCUGUGUCGUAGAGUUCGACUCCGACAGUGAUGGCUGCCCUGUUGAUGAUGGCAAUGGUCCCCUGCAUGUUACCUCUGGGUAA
This is a messenger RNA of Penicillium olsonii, 495 nucleotides long. The record is from the annotation of a GenBank genome assembly. NCBI's taxonomy places the organism in Eukaryota, Fungi, Ascomycota, Eurotiomycetes, Eurotiales, Aspergillaceae.